UUCUCUUCUUCACCCUCAUCACCCCUCUGUUAGUCGGGCUCUCUCUGCCCUGUCAGCUUCCGCAACUAUUACCCCGACUGUCCAGAUGGAUCUAAUAAUCUCUGCGGUUUUACUUUACCUCCAUAUAGUCACAGUGAAAUGUAACCCCGGGCCGUUAGUGGACGUUGUUAUCGACCGGUACGACAUACCGAGAGUUUGUCCUCGCGAGGUGAAAACAGAGGAUUUUAUCCGUUAUCAUUUUAACGGUUCCUUCUAUGCAGACGGGAAAAAGUUUGACUCCAGUCAUGACCGAGGCAAAGCCUUCAUCAGCCAGGUCGGCCUGGGGAGACUCAUCACAGGGAUGGACCGUGGUCUUCAGGGCAUGUGUGUCAAUGAACUCAGGAGGAUCACCAUCCCUCCACACCUGGCUUAUGGGAGCAUAGGAACAGGUGGUGUAAUUCCUCCUGACGCUGUGUUGGUGUAUGAAGUUCUCCUGCUGGACAUAUGGAACACUGAGGACAAGGUUGAGAUCCGCACACUUGGCAAACCAGCAAGCUGCAACCGCACCACUGUGGCAUCGGAUUUUGUGCGUUACCACUAUAACGGCACCCUGCUGUCUGGUGCAGCCUUCGACUCCAGUUACACGAGGAAUGCGACCUAUGACACCUACUUGGGUAAAGGCGACCUCAUCAAAGGCAUGGAGGAGGGUCUGUUGGGCAUGUGUGUUGGGGAGAGAAGGGUCAUCAUCGUCCCACCCUUCCUGGCAUAUGGAGAGACCGGCCAUGGAACUAAGAUCCCUCCCCAGGCUACGCUGGUGUUUGAGGUGCUGCUGGUUGACGUAUUCAACCCAAAGGAUGAUCUGAUUGUGGAGGUGAAGGAGGUGCCUAAAGGCUGCGACCGCAAGACUGUGACUGGAGAUUACAUCCGCUACCACUACAAUGGUACCUUCCAGGAUGGAACUGCUUUUGAUUCCAGCUACAAGCGAAACAGCACCUAUAACACUUACAUCGGCAUGGGAUAUGUGAUCAAAGGGAUGGAUAAGGCUCUGCAUGGGUUGUGCAUUGGAGAGAAGAGAAAGAUAACCAUCCCUCCUCACAUGGCGUAUGGUGAAGAUGGAGUCAGAGACUUCAUCCCCGGCUCUGCUGUGCUGGUCUUCGACAUCCACGUCAUAGAUUUCCACAACCCCAAAGACUCAGUUGACAUUAAAGUUACUCACAAGCCUCAGGAAUGCAAAGUGACCAGUGAAGCUGACGAUUUAAUCCAGUAUCGUUACAACUGUUCCUUGAUGGAUGGCACCCUGCUGUACUCCUCGGACCAGUACGACUCACCUUCCAUCACGACUCUUGGAGCGAACAAGGUGAUCUCAGGGCUGGAGGAAGGUUUGAGUGGUAUGUGUGUUGGCGAGAAGAGAGAGGUGAUCAUUCCACCACACUGGGGACAUGGUGAAAAUGGAGCUGGAGGAGUUCCCAGGAGUGCGGUGCUCUUCUUUGAGCUGGAGUUAGUGAAGCUGCAGAAGGGCGUGCCAGAAGGCUACAUGUUUGUGUGGCUGGGAGACGGCCCUGAUCCCCUCUUUCCUGCUAUGGACCUUAAUGGUGACAAGGAGGUACCUCUAGAGGAGUUUUCAGCCUUCAUCAAGCUCCAAGUGCAAGAGGGUAAAGGUCGUCUUCGGCCAGGGGUCGAUGCCGACAGCAUCAUUAAGGACAUGUUCAACAGCCAGGAUCCCAAUAAAGAUGGGAAGAUUGUAGAAUAUGAACUGAAAGUUACGGUAGAAGACGAGUCUGAAAAAGUAAGAAGAGACGAGCUGUAAAGGGGACAUACAGUAUUUCAUUUGUGGUAAGAAACAGGCAUACAGUGGCGGAGGUUUUACCGUCAUUUUAGCAGCUGUCAUGCAACUAUUUUGAAGAUGUUUCAGAGACUGAAACGUUAAGUCUUCUUAAGACAGAGAGUUCGCUUUGCUAGAAUCUGUUAAAAUAUGUUGUACGCAGGAAAUAGGUGUUUCAAAAUGUGAAAGGGAAGAAAAAUGGUCUGUGGGGAAAUUGGGUUCUUUUGGAAAAGGCACAUUUGAGUCAAAUAUUUACAUUGUGCUACCUAAGAAAGCAUUUGGGCUGGGCCCUUUCUCCAGAAUAUUACUAAAUAUGAUUAGUAGUCAUUGCAGUGCCUCUUAUAAAAAGGAUGAAAACUCACUGGUUGUACAGUAUAUUUGGGGGUGGUUAGUUUGUACAAUACUAGAAAAUCUAUUAUAGAUAAUUAUAUUACAAAGUGUGCUGUGGAAACAUGAAAUAAACUGUUUUAUAGUAAAAUGAAGACGA
This is a messenger RNA of Epinephelus moara (kelp grouper), 2288 nucleotides long. RefSeq names its product FKBP prolyl isomerase 10a (gene fkbp10a). The coding region runs from base 86 to 1786 and encodes 566 amino acids. Lineage: Eukaryota; Metazoa; Chordata; Actinopteri; Perciformes; Serranidae. The transcript has 10 exons. The record is from RefSeq and is a predicted model, not a curated record. Gene Ontology annotation, molecular function: peptidyl-prolyl cis-trans isomerase activity; calcium ion binding.